AUGUCCGACCCAACAGCUAUCAUCGCAUUAAUUGUUUCUAUGGUGGCUUUAGUCAUCGCUCUCGCCCAACUUCUAGCCCAGGUCAUCGGAACUGUCGAAGGCUAUCGGAGAUGCCAGGCUGCAGUUAUGGGAGCGUGGGCCAGGAAGACGCAUCGCGUCUGGCACUGGCGACAAUGCCGAUAUGAGACACUGUUCACCACGCCUGAAAUCGUGUUGACACCAUACGAUCCGUCAAGCUCAGAAUCCGUCGCCAUGACAGGAUAUGAGGACUCACGAAAACAAACUUUCGAAAUAGAAGAUAAGAUUGACCCAAGUCACCAACUGGUAUGUUGGGUAUAUCUUCUCAGCGCCCUUCAUGAGAGCAUAGCACCAAUAGCCCGAGAGGUUUUUGCAAUUAUCCCACAUCAGAACCAACGGCUAGACAACACAACAUGGCCGACAAUACAUUUCCGACAAAGGUCGUGGGACUUCAUGCCUCCUGAUGUUGUGAGGCCUUACGCAACAACACGAGUCAACGACAUUGCAAUCCUAGCUCGCCGUGCGGGUGUGACCUGGAAGGACUUUCGACCAGCUGAGGGUAUCAUGGAGGGACAAGGAGGAGGCCACGUAUUCUCAGCGACGACAGUUCGGGGAAUUGGUGUGAUGUUGAAUUAUACGAGGAUUUCCGACGGGGACAAUGGUCACAGUUCACGCCUUCCCGGCCAUCUCUGCGUUUGCACUCCCGAAGCGGACAUGAUGUGGUUUGGCAUACUAGGAGGAAACCCCAUGCUGGCCAGACAGGACAAGUUACCUCCUAGAUAUCAAGUUGGGACUUUAGAUGAGCUUUAUGGAACUCUCUGGGAAAUUGAUCCCGAAGGAAUUGCAGUCAAGCACUGCAAUGAAACACAAAGGAGACAGGCUGGAUUACUACACGGAGUUUGUGAUAUUGUGCCAAUGCUGGCACCUUGGUUACGUCAGCCUGGCUCUAUGGUGAAUGAGUAUCCCAGACCGCUGGGAGGCACCAAAGGUCUGACAUGGCAUUGUACUGCGUACAAGGUAUUUUAUGAGGAACUCAAGAAUUACAACAGGGAUGGGACAUGGCAGACACGACAGAUCGCAAUAUAUUACGAACAACUACAUCAAGGCUACGGACAGGAAUGGGACGGAGUUAGUAAAGGCCUAACAAGUCGCCGCAUGGACUUCUACGAUACUCUGGAGAAGAUGUAUAAAGAGACUACUGAUUACUUCACGGGUGCUCUACCAGCCUACUGCUACGCUACCGACACCAAGUGGCAACAGUCCCAUUACAUCGAUCUCGUCAGUGCCCAUCUACGUGAAGCGCCUCGUUCCUUUGCGGAUGGUGAAAGGGAAGUCAGAGAGGGUAGAGGCAUAUACGACUAUCUCAAUACAGAUGGAGACAGGUAUUGGCGAGGCGAGGCGAUGUAUUACUAUUGGUGCUACAUGCCUGACUAUGUGAGAUAUAUGGGCCAAAGGGGUUGCAAGAAUGCUCAGCUGGUAGAGGAAGCCUGGAUCACCCUGGUGUUCAGGGCUUUCCUAUGGCAACGAGCGCAUAUACCUAUUGAAAAUGAUCAACCGAUCCCAUCGCAGUACUACGGGAGCAGACUCCCGAUCUUUAUCAGUUAA
This is a messenger RNA of Fusarium venenatum, 1623 nucleotides long. RefSeq lists its product as uncharacterized. The record is from RefSeq and is a predicted model, not a curated record. NCBI's taxonomy places the organism in Eukaryota, Fungi, Ascomycota, Sordariomycetes, Hypocreales, Nectriaceae.